Molecule: messenger RNA, 1749 nt
Organism: Komagataella phaffii GS115
Lineage: Eukaryota; Fungi; Ascomycota; Pichiomycetes; Pichiales; Pichiaceae
Exons: 1
Coding region: 1-1749 (582 amino acids)
Source: RefSeq, a predicted model, not a curated record
AUGCCAGUAUCCUCGCCUGUUCCAACCUCUACAGGUCAUCCAGCCGAGCGGCUUUCAGAUUUUGUUCCGGAAGAAUUUCGAAUCCAGCUGGCAAAAACUCCACCUCGUUUGACCAUCGAGCAACCAGUCUAUCAGGACAGGUUGAAGGAAAUUCGAAACAAUGAAAAGUUUGCUUUCAUAGUUCAAUGGCUUUAUCUAUUACGAGGAGUAAUCAAGCUGUACGAGGUGCACUUUGAUGUUAUCUCAUUUGAAGAGGAAUUAAUUGGAAUCAACGGCGAACUGUUCUUAUUAAAAUUCAAGUCGAACUUAAUCUACGCCUUGAAUGGAUUCAGGAUCGACAACAUAGCAAAUCAUCCUGAGCUUUUCAAUGAGCAGAUCCAAAGCAUUCUUCCUAACUGGUUUUUAGAGCAUUACGAUUCAGAUGAAGCCUUAAGCGCGUUCGAUUUUAACGAUGCAUCCAUUGAGGUAAAGCUAGAUAUUUUCUACGAGCUGUUACGGUUGUUGAUGGUUCGCAAAGAAGCUACCGUUCGAAAAACGGUGGAAUUAUACGAUAGCCCCUGGGACACAAUGAAGCUGCUACCAGUGUUUGCAGAAGAUGAUGUCAAAAAUUCGGUACUGAAAGAGUACCUCAUUUUAAUGGAUGACAGAAUGUAUUACAGAGAAUGGAGCUUCCCCAAGAUCAAGGUUCCUGCUCAACGAAAGGAAUAUCUGAAGUUACUGGACGAAUAUGAAAACCCGUUUGGGGAUCUGGAACCCAAGAUAACCAGAUGGGAAUGCUUAACUGUGGGCAUAUAUGAGUUUGACGAAUACCUCAACAAUUUAAAACUCAAAACUGGCAAGAAAACAUCAAGUAAGGAGGGCAAAUUACUGAAAGCACUGGAGCCUUUUGUGGAGCAGAUAUAUGGAACAGAUUUAAAAAAGAGAAAGGAAGCACUUCACAGAAAGAAGGAACUUCAGUUGCAAUCACUGCUAGCCAAUAGAAAACGAUCUUCAAGAUUGGAGGCAAAGGAGCGCCAAAGAGAAGAAGAAAGGAGAAAAGAGCAUGAUGAACGUAUAAGGCAAAUCAAUGAAGGUACGGCCUUGAGGUCUAGCAGACGCCUGAUAAUGAAACAAACCCAAAAGGAAGAAUCUGCACCUCCUACAAAUACAGCUUUAUCUAGAGCUGAUAGAUUGCAACAAAGACGGGCACUGGAAGCAGGGCUGUCAGGAACUUCUUCUCCGGUGCCCGUUACUCCAGAUGAAAACAAGUAUUCAUCUUUCAAGACUGAAUCGGCUGCAGCUUCUGAUAACGAAAGUUCUGGAAACACUUCAUUUGCGCAAGCUCCUGAGCAGCAGGCCAAGUCUCAUCCAGUAGAAGCAGUUCCAGAGCAGCCUAAGCAAGAGCCAAACCAUCAGUCGGCUUCAACUAUUCCAACAUCAAUCAAUAGUUCCAUCCAACCAGUGAACACCUUCAUUCCACCACCCCAAUUCAAAAACUUGCUGGUUGAUGAGACUGCUGUUCACUCAUAUGGCUACAGCCCAACUCCGGUAACUGUUCCUGUUCUUACUCCGGUUGAGUCAGUUUCCAAGCCAUUGCAGACCGUGCCCAUUAAUACCUACCCUGCAUCCCCAUUGAACCAAAGCUCCAUCAAUAUAAAUCAAACAGGCCCAGGCGGAAUCUCGGAUUUAGAUACAGAAAAGAAUACGGAGUCUGAAGAUAAGCAUACGAGUCAGCAAAUUGGUAACUUUUAUAGCCCGUUGAAUAAGUAG